This is a messenger RNA of Psylliodes chrysocephalus, 1551 nucleotides long. Lineage: Eukaryota; Metazoa; Arthropoda; Insecta; Coleoptera; Chrysomelidae. The record is from the annotation of a GenBank genome assembly.
UUUUCACUGACGAUGACGUUAUUAGAUGUUGAUUUACUGAUAAAUUAAUUUUGAAAUUAUGAGACGCCCACAAUCUUUAGUGUCAAUGAAAAAUGUCAUAAAUCCCAUAAAAAAUUUUAAACAUUUGGCAGAUAUAUUAAAUUUAAGUUUUUUUAUCACGGUCAAUCUUCAAAACAAAUAAAUAAAUAUCAGAAACUUCACAUCCAUCUUGCAUGUUUCCAAAUGCAUCAAAAUUAUAAAGUACUUUAACACUUUGUAUAAAUAACAUCAAUCGUUUUGCGCAUUGAAAAUGUAAAAUGGACAUAGUUUCGAUAUCAAUUCGUUACAAUUUUUUAUCUGCUGCAUCAAGAAUAUUUCUAGCUCAUAGAAAUUAUGCAAGACUAGCUGAAGUUGGAAGAUUAGAAACUCCCAAAUCGUCAGGAAAAUAUGAAACGGGUCAACUUAUUUUACAUAGAGUGUUCGGUUAUAGAGGGGUCGUUCUAUUUCCCUGGCUAGCUAGAGUUUAUGAUAGGGAUUUACCAAACCGCAGGGAAGGAGAUGAAGAACCCUCACCAGGUGUGGGGAAAGAAGUUCGAGGACGAACUCAUACAUUUUAUCAAGUUUUGAUAGACCAAAGAGAUUGCCCAUACAUUAGAGCUCAAACAGAGGCCGUUACAUUUUUGGGAAAUCAGGACUCGUCUAGAAGUUUGUAUGCUAUUCCAGGCCUAGACUAUGUAGCCCAUGAAGACAUUAUUCCCUAUAUUAGUGCUGAAAAGAGUCCAUUAAAUCAUGAAUUAUUUGACAAGUUCCUGUCUGCUAAUCCUAAAGGAGAGCCACCAUUUAUGGCUCAAGAAACGUUGAAAGCAUGGCAGAACAAAAACCAUCCAUGGUUAGAACUCUCAGAUGUCCAUAAAGAAACAACAGAAAACAUUAGAGUCACAGUCAUACCAUUCUACAUGGGAUGUAGAGAGUCUCACGCCACUUCUGUAUAUUGGUGGAGAUACUGCAUCAGAUUAGAAAAUUUGGGAUCCCUCAGUGUUCAGUUAAGGGAGCGACAUUGGAGAAUAUUUUCAUUGUCUGGUACAUUGGAAACAGUUAGAGGAAGGGGUGUUGUUGGGCAGGAACCAGCAUUAACGAGAGCCUUACCUGCUUUCCAGUAUAGCAGCCAUGUCAGCUUGCAGGCUCCUAGUGGCCACAUGUGGGGUACCUUUAGAAUGGAACGUGAAGAUGGAUACACCUUUGACUGUAGGAUACCGCCAUUUUCUUUAGAAAGUAAACCAGACAGUGGGUCAGCAUCACCUCCAGAGUCCAUUUGAUCCAGUCUUUUUAAGUAUACAUUUUUAAAAGACAGGUUAUCAAAGAAAUCAAAUAAUAUGAAUUCAUUUUGGCAUAAUUUGAAAUGACAUUUUGCCAGCCAAACUUACCUACAAUAAGAUCUUUAAAAUCAACAGCGAAACAUACACAUUGGUCUACUUUUAAAUACCUACAUUUUCUUAGCCACUUAUUAGAACAAUGUAAAUAAAUUAACCAUGUAAAUACAUUAAUUUAUAAUUAUUAUCUUUAAUAGAAUGA